Messenger RNA from Cyphellophora europaea CBS 101466, 1086 nucleotides. RefSeq lists its product as uncharacterized. The record is from RefSeq and is a predicted model, not a curated record. Gene Ontology annotation, molecular function: 2-oxoglutarate-dependent dioxygenase activity. NCBI's taxonomy places the organism in Eukaryota, Fungi, Ascomycota, Eurotiomycetes, Chaetothyriales, Cyphellophoraceae. The transcript is spliced from 3 exons. The coding region runs from base 1 to 1086 and encodes 361 amino acids. Gene Ontology annotation, cellular component: cytoplasm.
AUGAUUGCGCCUGUCGAGCAUGUGCAGAGCAAGGAGCCUGCCUAUCCAGACUACCUUCCUCACUACGACCCGAGUGAAAAGGUUGAACCGGUUGGCGCUUUCGAGCACGAUGACCCGGGCCACAGAGCAGAUGCCGCGCUACCCAACUUGAUGAAGGAAGCGACCAACAUGUUCGAACUGAGCCCUCAUUGUGGUACCGAGCUUCACGGGGUGCAGAUAUCCGAGUUGUCAUCCGCGGGCCUUGACGAGCUGGCGCUCCUGACGGCCGAGCGGGGAUGCGUCGUUCUGCGCGAGCAGAAGUUCAACGACAUCGGCUUCGAGGCGCAGAAACAGAUCGCCUCGCACUUCGGGCCCCUGCACCGUCAUGGAUGGAUGCCGCAUCCGCAAAACGGCCCCAUAGAGUUUGUCAUCGUCUUUGAUUCCCAGGAUGAUCUCAGGAUCCGGAAGUCGUGGGCCAGAAAGAGCCCAAUCCAGUUCCACGUGGAUCAGUCGCCUGAGCCACAGCCUCCUGGGUUGACAUUCUUCUGCAUGCUCGAGUCGCCUCCGGGUGCGGGAGGUGAUACCAUCAUUUCGCAUAUGGGACGCGCUUUCGAUCGUCUCUCGCCGUCAUUCCGUAAACGGCUGGAAGGCCUGAACGCAAUCCACACCACGGCCAAUCCGAUUAUGCGCGAGAUUAGAGACAACGGCAAUCAAGCCGUCCUGCGGCGACCAAUCACCAAGUCAACUCACCCUGUCGUGACCGUUCAUCCGGUCACCAAGAGGAAGUGUCUGUUCGUCAACUCGUCUUAUACUCAAAGUAUCGUUGGCUGGGACGAAGAGGAGUCGGAUUACAUGCUCAAAUUUCUGUUCGAUCAUGUCAACCGUGGUGCCGAUUUCUCGUGCCGCGUGCGGUAUGAGCCGGGGACAAUCGUGGUUUGGGACCAGCGUUGCACUCAGCACUCUCAGACUCUAGACUACAAUCCAGGUCAGCGACGCCACGCCUUCAGAUUGACGCCAUUGGCAAAUGUGCCAAUUCCAAGUAAAGUCGAGGAGGACGAUGGGAGCUGUCAAGAAGAUGAAGCUAGGGUGAUGCUGAACUUGUGCUAA